GCCACUCAGUCCACUCGCAAGAAACACCGCAAUAAGACGCAGCACACACUCGUUAUUGACUUUGUCACACUUAAUUUAUUUUUGUUGGCUGAAAGUUAAAAUAAAUUAAGCGAUUAAUUUGGGUGCUGUGUGUAACCUCAUGAUUCGCGUACAGUACUCACCCGCGUGUGAUCACUGUUGGGGAAACAAGUGAAUAUAUUUAAAAAUUGUUAAACAAGCAUUGCAACCACUAUUUGUGUCCUGGGAAUUAUAUACGAGUGGUUCCUGGAAAAAUAUUUACUUACAAAAGCGGAAAUAUAUUAACCUUUUGUGCUAUUUGUGUCAGUGUCUUGUUAAAAUGAAUAUGUUUCCAAACGCCGCUAUAAUUUAAUACGAAAGUGCCGACGGUAAAGCCAUGAUGUGAAAAAAUAAAAUUACGUUAACUUAUACGACGUUUAAAGAAACGUUUAGAAACAUCUUUAAUCUGGAUAAAUAAAACCAACAUGGACGCGUACGCUUUACCAACUUAUUUUCCCCUUGCAUACUCGGAACUACAAUUCCUAGCAUCUAGGCGAGCUGCAGCUGUAGCAGCGGCGGCAACUGUGUUACCAGGUUCGCCAUGCCUUAACCACGUUCCGAUAGCAGAUGUUAGUAGCUCGGUGACAGUUCCGCCCUCGUUGACCGGGAAUGAAGCAGCGGCAUCGGACUCUAUAAAAGUGCCGGUUUCUAUUCACACACCAAUUAAUACUGGGAAUGUUAGCAACCACACAUUACUAGCCAACUCAGCUGGUCACCAUCAUCAUCACCAGCAUCAACAUAUUCAUAGUAUAAAUGUAGGUGGGCAACCUCAACCGCACGAUUUCCACCCUGCCUACAGAAUUCCCGGAUACAUGGAACAAUUUUACUCUCUGCAACGGAGCAGCCCCACUGCAUCCUACCAUGAUCCAUAUGCUAACUGUGCCUCAGCAUUCCACUUGGCCGGGCUUGGAUUAGGCUCAGGUGACUUCUUGGGUACGCGAGGUAUGGGUUCUCUGGGUGAAUUGCAUCACGCAGCCGUUGCAGCAGCCGCCGCUGCUGGAUCACUGGCAAGUACAGACUUUCACUUUAGUAUUGAUGGCAACGGACGACUAAAUAGCCCGCGGCCGGCUACUGGUAGUAUUCGCGCAAGCGUAAGCCGCAAACGCGCGCUGUCUUCAUCGCCAUAUUCGGACUCAUUUGAUAUUAAUUCAAUGAUCAGAUUCUCACCAAAUUCACUAGCCACGAUUAUGAAUGGUUCGAGGGCAAGCAGUGCCGCUAGUGGGUCAUAUGGUCAUAUCGCCGCUAGUGCAUUGAGUCCAAUGACACACGCCCACACAUCAAUAGCACCACGUCUACAGCAAAUACAAGCACAUUUGUUGCGUGCAAGUGCUGGACUUCUGCACCCCAUGACCCCGCAACAGGCGGCUGCUGCCAGUUUUUCCAUGACCCAUGCAGCUAACGCUGCUGCUCUAGGCCUAAGCGAUUCCAAACCAAAAGACUUACACUUACCCAUUCUUUCGUCGAAAUCACCGGUAGCGAGAACAGUUCCAAAUGAAUCAAAGGAGGUUGCUGCUUUAAAGAACUUCGACGAGGGAAACCAGAAGGCCCGACAGUUAAAAAACAAACCCAUGGAGCAGCCAUCAUCCACAUCUGACAGCGUGGCACAAGUAGAAGCGGAUAGCGCCUCUUCGAAUUUAUUAGAGCGCCGACAACGUAGUAAAGGCUCAGGCAGCACUGGUAAUGUUAAUGGGAUUGGACAGAGUAGCCACGUGGAGGAAUUUGUCAACUUUGCCUCUACAUCGACUCCAUCGAAUGAAUAUGAUUGUACCACUGCCGACACAACAGAUAUUAAGGACGAGCCCGGGGACUUCAUUGAAACAAAUUGCCAUUGGCGUAGCUGUGGCAUUGAAUUUAUGACCCAAGAUGAACUUGUUAGGCACAUAAAUAAUGACCACAUUCAAACCAACAAGAAAGCUUUCGUCUGCCGAUGGGAGAAUUGUUCACGAGGUGAAAAGCCAUUUAAGGCGCAGUAUAUGCUGGUUGUACACAUGCGUCGCCAUACCGGUGAAAAACCACAUAAGUGCACGUUUGAAGGUUGUUACAAAGCUUACUCCCGUCUGGAAAACCUAAAAACACAUUUGCGUUCGCACACGGGAGAAAAGCCCUACACCUGUGAGUAUCCAGGAUGCAGCAAGGCCUUCAGUAAUGCCAGUGAUCGUGCGAAGCAUCAAAACCGAACCCACAGUAAUGAGAAGCCAUACGUUUGUAAAGCUCCUGGCUGUACGAAACGUUAUACCGAUCCAAGUUCGUUGCGAAAACACGUCAAAACCGUUCAUGGUGCUGAGUUCUAUGCUAAUAAGAAACACAAAGGCUUGCCUUUAAAUGAUGCAAACUCUCAACUAGAAAGGGACAAUGGCCAGCAUCGACAGCAUUUGCAGGAACAGCAUAUUGACUCAAGCCCUUGUAGCGAUGACCUGCAUAUUGGAAAAAUGAUAGGCAUGUCCAGUCCCAGUAUUAAAUCUGAAUCAGAUGCCAAUUCUCCACAUCAUUUAAUAUCAAAUGGUGGUGGCGCCGCAGCUUCCGAAUGCUUUAUAUCAUACACGCAAGACGAUAUUGCCGAAAACGGUGGAUUAAAUGAUUGUUGGAACUGUGAUGAUGACGUCGAUGUGGCCGACCUACCUAUUGUCUUGCGGGCAAUGGUUAAUAUUGGGAAUGGAAAUGCGUCUGCGACUUCUAUGGGGGCAACUUCUAUGGGUCGUCAGCGCUUUCGCAGUCGACUUCAAACUAAAGGUAUAAACUCGUGUACUUCGAUGCUUUGCAAUAUUCCGGAAAGUAAUCGUGCCAUUGGGAUUAGCGAACUUAACAAACGUAUUACAGAGCUGAAGAUGGAGCCAGGCAUGCCAACGGCUCAAGUUCAAGCGCGAGUACCUGCUAAUACAGGUUUAGGCGGCUUGCAAGAUGAUUUAUUACAAACUCAAUCACAGAAUCGCAACACUGCUUUAACUAAGCAGGGCUAUGCAUCAGUACAUAGUUCUCUACAAGCUCAGUAUCGACGAGAUAGCCAGAACUCCAAUGCCAGCACAUAUUACGGCAGCAUGCAAAGUCGUCGUAGUAGUCAAUCAUCGCAGUUAUCGUCUAUGUCUACUAUGCGACCGAACCCUUCCUAUAACACGACAUCGGCUUCUCUUUACGACCCAAUUUCACCUGGCUGCUCUCGCCGAUCCAGCCAAAUGUCAAAUGUUGCAAGCUGCUAUGCCGUGACACCAACAACAGGAUCGAAUUCCACAGACAAAUAUGCGAAUUUAAACUGUGGCGCUGGUGCACAAAUAAACGACAGGCCUGGCAAUCCAUAUUUUGUCCCUAAUAACAGUCUUCCGCCUCCUCCGUCUUCACAUUUGAUUGCAACUAAUCUGAAGCGCUUGCAGGGAUCAAAUGGUAUUAGCAGCUAUCAACAGGAAAAGGCUUUUCAAAAUAGCGGACGUUAUUCUACUCCCAAUAUUAUGCAGUCUCCGCAUUCUGGGAACUACCGACAGGAAGCAGGGUUAGAGUUCGGUAAAUCAGUGCAGAAUGGUGUAUCUAGGCGACAAUCCGAGCCAUUAUUGCCGAAUCUGAGCCUAGAGCCUCAUACUUUGAAUGACACAAAUAUGCGAAACUCCAAUAAUAGGUAUAGAACUUGCACAGGUGAUACUCAUGGGAAUGAGUUCAAAACCGGGCAAGAGACCAUUCAAAUGCAGGAUGGUUGCAAUGUCCCAGUCACCACUGGGAACAUGCUUACGAUCCCUGAGCAACAUCCAAAUGAAAGAGUGAAUUUGGAUGAAGUUGAAGAGCUCAUAUUACCCGAUGAGAUGCUCCAGUAUCUUAAUUUGGUCAAAGAUGAUGAUAAGCUGUUGUCUGGAAGGGGGCAUGAAAAUAGAGAUACCUCAACUGGCGUAGCAAACCCCUCAUCAGCUAUUGAUAAUCAAGAUCGACCACCUGGAAAUUUAUUAAAUCAGCAGUUGGCGUCACAUACCUCGAACCUAGACAUAUCAGUAGCAAUUCGACCGUAUAGUACGUCGCAUCAAAAUGGACGUGCCUUCGGCAUAUUAUGCGCACAAAGAGAUCAGAUAAACGCAUCUGAACUCCGUCGUCCUGCACAGACUGUAUGUAAUAAUUUCUCGCAGAGAUUUGAUAAUGGCCAAUACACCCAACUCCAAGCACUAUCUUUUGAGCAACAACCAAUAACAGCAACCCAGAAUCAAAUUAUAGAUUCAUCAAUGACAAGUUUACCAGAGAUAACGGAUAUUUCUACUAAUACACCAAUAGCUUCAGAUGAUAAAGGCCUAUUGAAUAGUGAACAUCAAAACAAUAACGUAAAUGAGAUUCAAUGCGGUGUCAUAAGCCAGUCACAAAUGUCACCAUCUAUUAACACAAAUGGCACUGGCCAAGUGCCGACCAUAAGGCCACAAACCCAUAGUUCAAGUAAAUUCCCUAUAAAACCCGCCUUAAAAAAUGUUCAGCUUACGUGUCUCUCUGCGAUGAGCCCAAAAAUCGUAACUGAAAACCAACUAAAUAAUGUAACUUCAAUGCAUUUAGAGACUUACCAACGUACCCUGGAAUAUGUUCAAAGUUGUCAAAACUGGAUGCAGACAAACAACGCCGUUGCGGGCCAUGUUCAUGCUACUGGAACCACCGCUAUCACCAACAUGCAAGUUUCUAGCAACAAUCCCGUGUGGCCGGACGUAAGCAGCUCGACUCACCCCCAUGCGGGAAUAAAUAUGGUUAUCAACGAUAUGACUACAUCACUGACCUCACUUUUAGAGGAGAAUCGAUAUCUACAGAUGAUGCAGUAGAGCUCUGCGUCAAAAAAAACAAUGGGACUAAAACUGCGAAACCGCCUGCGAGAUUAUUAAAUAUCCGACUCAAGUCACGAAGUUCAUAUUUUCAUAUAAACAAGACAAUCCAAUAUUUAUUGUUUAGAUUUGAGUGGAAAACAAAACCCAAAAGAAGCCCCACUUGCAUGUCGUAUAUACAUGCUAUAUAUGAAUAUAUGAAUUGACUAUUUAAUUUUCAAGUAUUAUUUUUUCUAUUAUAACUAAGAAUAUUGAAAAGGCCAUUUGAUAAAAAAAGGACUAUUAAUUUUUUAAGAUAUACAUACAAAAUGAUAACUGCCUGAAAGCAUAGAUGAACUAAAAUGCUUUUAAGUACUAAGGUAAUAUUAUACAAUCUUGACAUGUGUCUUCCAAAUCAUUGAUAUGAUUUAAUUCCCUGUAAUACAAAUAUUCAUAUUUUUGUAACAAAAAUUACACUUGUUUUUUACACCUACCUAAACACAUAUUUAGACAUUUAAGUAAUCUACAAUAAACCAUGUUCCCGACUUUCUUUCUUGAAGAGAUUGAUGGUCAGAGCAAGACACCCUUUAAUGCUAAGGUAUAUUG
Messenger RNA from Drosophila obscura, 5411 nucleotides. It is a transcript of the gene ci, whose product is annotated as transcriptional activator cubitus interruptus. Gene Ontology annotation, biological process: regulation of transcription by RNA polymerase II. Lineage: Eukaryota; Metazoa; Arthropoda; Insecta; Diptera; Drosophilidae. The transcript is spliced from 6 exons. Gene Ontology annotation, cellular component: nucleus. Gene Ontology annotation, molecular function: RNA polymerase II cis-regulatory region sequence-specific DNA binding; DNA-binding transcription factor activity, RNA polymerase II-specific. The coding region runs from base 483 to 4826 and encodes 1447 amino acids. The record is from RefSeq and is a predicted model, not a curated record.